This is a messenger RNA of Scylla paramamosain (green mud crab), 1305 nucleotides long. RefSeq names its product rhodanese domain-containing protein CG4456-like. Bases 55 to 555 code for a protein of 166 amino acids. Lineage: Eukaryota; Metazoa; Arthropoda; Malacostraca; Decapoda; Portunidae. The record is from RefSeq and is a predicted model, not a curated record. The transcript has 4 exons.
AGCUAUACCGGACGAUGCCAUCUCAUUUGACAACACCGGAGAUCAGCAGGCGGGAUGAGGUGGGUGGGUCGAACCAUGGUGUUGAUGUUGAGGGGGGCACGGCCUCUCAUGGCCACCUCGCCCUCCACUCAGGUAAUGUGCCGCCAGAGUCUGCAGGGAUACUCGACCAUCAGUCUCCCGCCAGACAUUUCCUUUGACGAGCUGAAAGACAAGAUGGCCAACAAGGAGGUGACGGUCAUUGAUGUGCGGAUGCCCAAGGAACUAAGAGAAGAUGGCAUGAUCCCUGAGUCCAAGAACCUUGCACUUCCUUGGCUUGGACCAGCAAUCUUGCAGCCAGAAACAGACUUUGCCUCCCAGCUUGGAUUCAACAAACCAGGCCUGGAUGAGCCCAUUGUGGUGUCCUGUCUGGCUGGUGUCCGGGCCCGCACUGCACAGCUGGCUCUCAUGGCUGCAGGCUAUGCCAAUGUCAGGGUGUAUGUCGGCUCCUUUGAGGACUGGAUACAGCAGGGUGGGAAAGUGGACUUCCUCCCUCCAAAAGAAAAACAAGAAGAUUAAUUCCUUGACAUCACAUUAGUAGGGUUGUAAAAUGGAGGGGAUGUUACUGUUUUACAUAUAAAUUUUAUUGUUAAUCCAAUUCAGAAAUUGCUUUUAACUUAUAAAUUAAAAUACUGAGAAGGCUGUGCAAUGUUGCCCAUGGUACUGUCGGGUUAAGCACAGUACCUCUUUGUCAUGGUUGGUAGAUGGAAGGAAAACUGGUGACUAAGAGUAGUGUCAUCAGGCAAAUGAAAAACACCAUUGCUAAAACCAUCUAUUUUGUGAGAGAGAGAGAGAGAGAGAGAGAGAGAGAGAGAGAGAGAGAGAGAGAGAGAGAGAGAGAGAGAGAGAGAGAGAGAGAGAGAGAGAUCCUGUUAAAGUGGUAGAACAACAGAAAUAUAAGUAUGUACACACACAUGAAUGUGUGGUGGAGCACCCAAAGUAGUGGAUAAAUGUUUAUCUGUCAAGCCAAGACUAUCAAGGCAACAAAGUGAUGCUUAGCUGGCUAUGAGUAUCUUUCCUUUUAAGAAGGCCCCAAAGUAAUGCUGAGUUGGCUAUGAGUAUUCUUCCUUAUGAGUAAGAAGUAGUUUCAAUGAAAUCUUGUGUAUUAAGAUUACCUAAAUGCAAUUAGCUUGUAAAGACAUGCUAUUUGGGGCCACAUGUAUUUAAAAAAAAAAAAAAAAAGCUUCAAUCGCUUUGCUUUCAAAAUAGUAAUCAAAGUAUUUUUCUAUUGUACAGUUAUUUACUUCAAUGAAAAAGUGUGUGAAAUGA